Mangifera indica (mango) is the source of this 2103-nucleotide messenger RNA. Its product is annotated as monogalactosyldiacylglycerol synthase, chloroplastic. NCBI's taxonomy places the organism in Eukaryota, Viridiplantae, Streptophyta, Magnoliopsida, Sapindales, Anacardiaceae. The transcript is spliced from 9 exons. Gene Ontology annotation, molecular function: hexosyltransferase activity. Gene Ontology annotation, biological process: glycolipid biosynthetic process. The coding region runs from base 185 to 1783 and encodes 532 amino acids. The record is from RefSeq and is a predicted model, not a curated record.
UCUAAUGCUCUACCAUAUAAUGCCUCAUUAAUAUCUCAUAUUUCCCUGCUUAGAAGUUAGAAUAACAAAGCGCAUUUGGCUAUAAAAAUUCCCAGAAUCUUAUUUCUUUUCUAAAUCCUCUCUUUGUGACCACAAAUCUCGCUGCAGGAUUUCAAUACCAUUAAUUCUGCUGAAAAUUCUCAUCAUGCAUCAUUCGUCUACUUUAACCCAAGAUUCGACUCCAAGUUUCCAUUUUGUUCCUCAAUUUAGUCGCUUUGCUUUCAAUUCGGGACUCUUGAACGAUAACCCAGAUUGUUAUUCGUCUUCUAAGUCCAAUUUGUUGUACUAUGACACGUUCAAGUCUUCGAUUGGUCUAAAACAGAAACGCAAAGCUGUUUCUGCUUCGUUGAUUUUGGGUUGUAAAGCGAGCGGUUCUUCGAGUAUCGGUAGAAUUGUUAACGAGUUCAAUAGAGUUAUCAAGUUUCACUGUGAGAGAAUCCCAAUUGGGUUCGGGUUCGCUUCGGUCAGGGUUGGCUCUAGCGAGAACAAUGGGUUCAAAGAUGAAAUUGGCGGCGUUUUGGAGGGUGAAGGUUUGCCUUUGAAUGCUGUAGAGAACGAGAGCCCCAAAAAAGUCUUGAUUUUGAUGAGUGAUACCGGUGGUGGUCACAGAGCUUCUGCUGAGGCUAUUAAAGCUGCGUUUAAUGAGAAAUUCGGUGAUGAAUAUCAGGUGUUUGUUACUGAUUUGUGGACUGAUCAUACGCCAUGGCCUUUUAAUCAAUUGCCGAGAAGCUAUAACUUCUUGGUAAAACAUGGACCAUUGUGGAAGAUGACAUAUUAUGGAUCUGCCCCGCGUGUUAUUCAUCAAUCUAAUUUUGCUGCAACUUCAACCUUCAUAGCUCGGGAAGUUGCGAAAGGAUUGAUGAAAUACCAACCUGACAUUAUUAUUAGUGUACAUCCAUUGAUGCAACAUGUUCCGCUUCGUAUCCUGAGAGCUAAGGGCCUUUUGAAAAAGAUAGUUUUUACUACAGUAGUUACAGAUUUAAGCACUUGCCAUCCUACAUGGUUUCAUAAGCUUGUAACAAGAUGCUAUUGCCCAACAACAGAUGUGGCCAAGAGGGCUGUGAAAGCAGGACUGCAGCCCUCCCAAAUCAAAGUUUAUGGACUUCCUGUUCGACCUUCAUUUGUGAAACCUGUCCGGCCUAAGGUUGAAUUAAGGAGAGAACUAGGAAUGGAUGAGGAUCUUCCUGCUGUGUUACUGAUGGGAGGAGGGGAAGGGAUGGGUCCCAUUGAGGCUACCGCUCGGGCACUUGAGGAUGCAUUAUAUGAUGAGAAUCUUGGUGAACCAAUAGGUCAGGUUCUUGUGAUAUGUGGUCGUAACAAAAAGCUUGCCAACAAAUUGCUUUCAAUUGAUUGGAAAAUUCCCGUUCAGGUGAAAGGGUUCGUUUCUAAAAUGGAGGAAUGCAUGGGUGCUUGUGACUGCAUAAUUACAAAGGCUGGCCCAGGGACCAUUGCAGAAGCAAUGAUACGAGGCCUCCCUAUAAUUUUGAAUGAUUACAUUGCUGGGCAAGAAGUUGGCAAUGUGCCUUAUGUGGUAGAAAAUGGAUGUGGGAAAUUUUCGAAGUCUCCAAAGGAGAUUGCCAGCAUUGUUGCUCAAUGGUUUGGACCAAAAAUGGAAGAGCUCAAGGCCAUGUCACAGAAUGCAUUAAAGCUGGCAAGACCAGAUGCUGUUUUUAAGAUUGUUCAGGAUCUUCAUGAGCUGGUUAGAGAAAGAAAUUUUGUACCACGGUAUUCAUGUGUAACAUAGCUCUGUUGCCCUCUAAAAUUUUGGGUCAUAUGGGUGAACUUCCUUUCAGCCCCUCAUUCCAGUGCUUGAUCAUAUGAUUACAUGGGAAGAAAAUACUGAUUUUAUGAUGCCUCUCUUUAUUUUUUCUUUUUAACCUUUUGGUGAAAACCAACAUGCAAUUUGUUCCUUAGUAUGCUGCGAUAGGCUAAAGGAAAUAGGUGAUCUGUUCUGCAAUAUGCGUUGAAGAGUUUUUAGUUGGCCUAAUAAUGUGAUGGCCAAGGGCAUUUUUUAGGUUGUAUACAGAUUUUCUUCCAUAGUCAAAUAAGAACUUUUUCCUUGUA